AUGGCUUCUCCAAGCUUCAACACAACGCUCCCCAGUGAAGCCUCUUGUCCCAUCUGCCUGGAAUAUUUCCAAGAUCCUGUCUCUAUCCAUUGUGGUCACAAUUUUUGCCGGGGGUGUAUCACCCGUUGUUGGGAAUGGUCCACAACUAAUUUCUCCUGCCCUCAGUGUCGAGAAACUGCAGCGGAGAGAAAUUUUCGACCCAGUCGAGAACUUGCACGAGUGCUGGAAAUAGCCAAGAGGUUGAGUUUACAAGCAGCCAGAGGGGAAAUAAUCGAGGAGGAAGGAUGUGAGAGGCACCAAGAACCUCUGAAGAUCUUCUGCAAAGAUGAUGAAACCUUCAUCUGUAUGAUCUGCCGGGAGUCUCGUACUCAUCGGUCUCACACAAUGCUUCCUGUGCAAGAUGCUGUCCAGGAAUACAAGGGACAAAUCCAGGUUCAUCUGCAAACCUUGAAGGAAGAGAGAGACAAACUCCUGGGCUUUCGAGAAGCUGAAAUGAGGAGAAGUUGGGAGUAUUUG
This is a messenger RNA of Antrostomus carolinensis (chuck-will's-widow), 516 nucleotides long. RefSeq names its product zinc finger protein RFP-like. Gene Ontology annotation, molecular function: zinc ion binding. The record is from RefSeq and is a predicted model, not a curated record. The transcript has 2 exons. The annotation marks the transcript as partial. NCBI's taxonomy places the organism in Eukaryota, Metazoa, Chordata, Aves, Caprimulgiformes, Caprimulgidae.